UGCUGGAGUUAGCAGCAGUUCCCUAACAAGUAUUUCUGCAACAAGAUCUUGCCAUAUUUAUUCUCAACAAUGAGCUAAUUGGAUCAAAGGCAAAAUAUAUGUUCUAAGAGCCUAACCAGUUCACCCCAGCACCAAAAGUCUGUUUAUGUUGGACUUGCAUAGAGGUGGGACUUAGUUGCAGAAUCUGUUGAUUACUUCAGUACACAAGUGUUGUAAUUUCUGUCCCACUGCAGAACAGAGCAAGGACUCUUGCAUUGGUGGUAGGUCUCUUAUAAAAAGAGGAAAGCUUUAGCUAGUUACCAGCUGUGAAAUCUGACAAGCAGUAGGCUCUCUAAGCGGCUCCGGAAAGGUAGGGGUAUACAUUUUACAACCUUCUAGGCAUAUCCUUCUUGAGGAAAGGCAGGGAACAAGCUGAGCAAGAAGAGGGACCGCAGAAUAUUGAAUGGAAGCUUAUAUAUAAUAAUUGGCCCUUUCAAUCUUUGAAAAGAUGCAAGCACAGGAAAUCUUGAGGACCCUGCGGCUGCCCGAGUUUGACAGCUUCAGCCAGUUUUUCCACAGCUUGCCAGCUACCACCUUAGUUGGCAUUGGUGCCUUUGCAGCUAUGAUCACAUACUGGUUUGCUAGCCGGCCAAAGGCUUUGAAGCCCCCAUGUGACCUCUUGAUGCAGACAGAAGAAGUUGCGGGCUGGGAAGGAGCUCGGCGGUCCAUGCUAGGUGACAGCCGAGAAUUAUUAUCUAACUACUAUGAUGAUGUAAGGACAAUGUAUGAAGUAUUUAGAAGGGGAUUUAACAUAUCUGAGAAUGGCCCCUGCGUAGGAUUCAGAAAGCCCAAGCAGCCUUACCAAUGGUUGUCGUAUAAAGAGGUCUUUGAAAGAGCAGAAGCUUUAGGAUCAGGGUUACUCCAACAGGGAUGUAAACAAUCAACAAGUCAGUUUAUUGGGAUCUUUGCACAAAAUCGUCCAGAGUGGAUCAUUUCUGAGCUGGGUUGUUAUACCUAUUCUAUGGUGGUGGUCCCCCUGUAUGACACAUUAGGCCAUGGAGCCAUUCGUUACAUUAUCAACACAGCUGAUAUUUCCACAGUAAUCUGUGACAAACCAGAAAAAGCCAGAAUCCUCCUGGAUCACGUGGAGAAAAGAGAAAUGCCAAGCUUAAAGUCUAUUAUUCUGAUGGACCCUUUUGAGAAGGACCUAAAGGAAAGAGGGCAAAGAUGUGGUGUUCAGGUCCAAUCCAUGCAGGAAAUAGAGGCUUGUGGCCGUGAGAGUCGGCGUGUCCCUGUGCCUCCUCGACCAGAAGAUCUGUCAAUUGUCUGUUUUACUAGUGGCACUACAGGGAACCCCAAAGGUGCUAUGCUGACUCACAGGAAUAUGAUUGCUGAUUUGUCAGGCUUUCUGAAAGUGACAGAGAGUCAGUGGGCUCCUUCUUGUGAGGAUAUAUACAUUUCCUAUUUGCCUUUAGCACACAUAUUUGAGGAAAUGGUACAGUCUAUCAUAUAUUGCCAUGGGGGACGAAUUGGAUUCUUUCAAGGAGAUAUCCGUCUCUUAUCGGAUGAUAUGAAAGCAUUGCGUCCAACCGUUUUCCCUGUUGUACCUCGAUUAUUAAAUAGAAUGUAUGAUAAGAUCUUUAGCCAAGCAGAUACUCCAUUGAAACGUUGGCUUCUGGAAUUUGCUGCAGAACGUAAAAACGCUGAAGUCCAAAGUGGAAUCAUUAGAAAUGACAGUUUAUGGGAUAAACUAUUUUUUAAUAAAAUCCAGGCAAGCCUUGGUGGGUGUGUUAGGAUGAUUAUAACGGGAGCUGCCCCUGCUUCUCCAACUGUUCUGGGGUUCCUUCGGGCAGCACUUGGAUGUCAGAUUUAUGAAGGUUACGGUCAAACAGAGUGCACAGCAGGAUGUACCUUUACCACUCCAGGUGACUGGACUUCAGGUCACGUAGGAGCUCCUCUGCCCUGCAAUUUAAUCAAACUGAUGGAUGUGGAAGAGAUGAAUUAUUUUGCUUUGAAAGGAGAAGGAGAGAUAUGUGUGAAAGGACCCAAUGUUUUCAAAGGUUAUCUAAAAGAUGACGAGAGGACAGCUGAAGUGCUGGAUAAAGAAGGCUGGCUUCAUACUGGAGACAUUGGGAAAUGGUUACCUAGUGGGACACUGAAAAUUAUUGAUCGGAAAAAGCAUAUAUUUAAACUUGCUCAGGGAGAAUAUAUUGCACCUGAAAAGAUUGAGAAUAUCUACAUCCGCAGUGAGCCUAUUGCCCAGAUAUAUGUGCAUGGAGACAGCUUACAGGCCUUCUUGGUGGGAAUUGUUGUACCUGAUUCUGAAGUCAUGCCAGGCUGGGCAAAGAAAAGAGGGUUUGAGGGAACAUAUGCAGAGCUCUGUAAAAACAUGGAGCUGACACAAGCAAUAAUGGAAGAUAUGGUGCGGCUAGGGAAGGAGGGUGGACUUCAUUCUUUUGAGCAGGUCAAAGCCAUUUACAUCCACUCUGAUCUAUUCUCAGUACAAAAUGGCUUGCUGACACCAACGCUAAAGGCUAGGAGACGAGAGCUAAGAGAUUACUUCAAAAAACAAAUAGAAGAGCUUUAUUCAAGUGUCUCCAUGUGAAGCGGCAGGAAAAUUCUUCUGAAUAAUGUACUUUGUAGCAAUAUUAAAGUACAUACUCAAAAGUACAGAGCCAGAAUGACACAGUUGAAAUGAAUAAGCAUCUGACCUUAUGUCUGAACCUUUUGUUGUUCCAAGACCUCAUCACUGAUAUAACAGUAAAUUUCCUUUUUCAUCAGCUGUAGUACCUUAUCUUUUUACAGUCUGUACGCUAUAGGAGACUACUGAAAACUACGCUACAUAUCCAUAUAAAGAUACAUAAAUUCCAGCACAACUUAAAGUAUAUCAUGGAAGGUUAUAUUAUUAUUAAUGCCCCCAAACAGUAUUGAUUACACAUCAGGAAAAAGGUAUGUGAUAUAUCUGUUGAUAUGAUUGUAUAUAACAUUAUAGAUUAUGACUAAAAUCCUGGAUAAUUCAAUAAUGUGGUCUACCUCAAACAUUCAAAGGCUGAUAAUUAAAAUCAUAACUAAAUCUGUUUUCCCUAACCUAGAACUUCAAGUUAGAUCUUUGGUCGUUUUGUUUUGUGUUUUUUUUAAGUGACAGCUUUUAUACUCUGCAAGACAUAAAUUCCAUUGACUUUAUGUAAUCAUCAAAGACCUGACUAACAGAGAACAAGGAAUAAAUUUCCUGAUUUCAUUUGUAUGUAAUAUGCCCAUCAGCAUAUUAGGCGUAAUGCAAAAAGCCAGAUUAAUACCACUUCGUAAUUGCAAAAAUAUUUUAGGAAGUUAUACAAUUCCCUGUAUUUCUUUUUUUCAAUGCAUCUGAACUCAGUUUAUAGCGUGGCAGAUAGAUCUUCCUUGAGAUGCUGACUCAGCACAGUAUGCCCAUGGGCUCACAAACGCGCAAGCUGGGAAGAAUGUGGAAGCAUUGGUGGCUCUGUGGCAGACUGAUCUAUUCACAAGGGUCAGCUUUCUGUGGGAGCUACAAAAUAAAAAGCUUCACAAGAGGAGGAGAACUAGUGUAAAUGAGCCCUCACCAUCCUAUACACUCCUGAUUCUUAAUUUAUUGCUUCACAUGGUGCUAGUGCUGUGCAGUCCGGCCAGAUUAACUCCCUGGCACAGCUGCCGGCAGAGGAAUGGAGCUCUGGCCCAAUGUAUGAACUAUAAUUGUGAACAGUGUUCAGUAAAACAAAUUUACUUGCUAGAAAUGAUGGCAUCAUAUCCCCAUUGCUGUAGCGCAAUGGUAAAGGGCCUCCCUUGUGUUGCUGGAGUGUUACUCCUGAGUGCCCAUGUUGCUGAGGGGGAAGCUUCCUUGACGGUUUUCCUUCCCACCACCAUGGUGAGAUGGCAUGGUGGGAGGUAAGGUUACCACCUGGCUGGUAUUUGACCGGCCUGGCCAGUUUUUUUAUGGAUUUACCAGAAAAAUACUUUAGUCUGCCAGCUUGUUUUUUUUAAUGUGGGCCUAAGGAUUUGCAUUAUUAUCAUAAUACACUUGGAUAUCUAAUGUCAAAAGUCGGUGUCCAGUUAAAGAUGCUGCGGUGUUCCCACUUCUGCAGUUUAAGCGAUAACCGCUCAAAAUUGGUGUUUGAAAAUACAGUAGCUGUCUGCCCACCAACAGGCAAGUGCAGCAUGCAUGUGUGUGAGAGAGGGAUUGAGUCAUAAGAGAGUGAUAGUAUCAUGUGUUAUCUUUAGGGUGACCAUAUUUCCCAAGGGGAAAAUGGGACACCCCCAGCCGCUUACUCGAGGUGCCGCCCCUCCUGGAACGAGGCCAAUGCCGGUCACUGGAACCCUGCCACUCCCCCCUUCCCUCCCCAUGCAAGGCUGUUGCUGGUCACCUGAACCCUGCCCCCUCCACAAGGUUGUUGCCCGGUUGCUGGAACCCUCCUGUAUCCCUGCAUGCUGGAAUGCUUCCCUUCCCCCUCCCCCUUGCAUGGGGCUGGCAUCUCUACUCGCCUCCCCCGCAUGGUCCUCCACAUCGCAACCCGCUUUUCUGCAAAAGUGGGCAUUUGUCCUGAUUGCUCUUGCCAACUGAUCAAGUUGGCAAGAACAAACGGGACAAAUGCCCACUUUUGAGCAAAAAAAAAAAAAAAAGUCAGGACGGUCAGGACAGGGCUUAAAAAAGGGACUGUCCCGGCCAAAACGGGACGUAUGGUCACCCCAGUUUUCUCUCUAGAUAUUACAGGUGGCUGUUUGAAGGGGAGGAGGGUUGCAGAGUUACCUUAUGGUUGGGGUUGCAGCAGGCUUGGUGGGUGGUAGUGGGGGGAAGGUACUGGGUUUUUUUGCAUUUCAAAAGUGGUAACCCUAGUGGGAGGGGGCACAGGUUUCUUUCUUUUUCUUUCUGAUGAGUCUUGGAAAUUGAGCUAGGGAAAGAUUGAUCUUUGUGCUACAACCACUUUAAAAUUUGUCACUGACUGAAUCAAGAUCUAUCAAAGAAGGACCUUCCCUAUAUUUUGGACAUUUGCACAGCUCUAAUACAAUUCCAUGAUCUAAAUUACCAUAUAAAGCCGUUGGUCUGGAUAAAGCCUUAGCCUUCACUGUGGCAAAGGGGAAGCCGCUAGAAAGGCAAUAUCUCCCCAGUGGAAUAGGAGCAGACUCUGGAACUACAUGCUCAAACUGCAUGGUGUUAAAAGCUGCAGGCCUACACCAUUCAAGGAACCUGAGGACACUCCAUGAGCCAACAGCCUUGGUGGCUUCUUCCAGCUGAACAGGGUCCUAAAUUAUUUUUUUUAAUAACUGCUAUUAGUUACGCCAAUCCACACACUCGCAUGGGGCUGCUAGAUGACCUGGUUUGCUAGGGCAGUAAAUACAAACUUAUUUUUCUGUCUGAGACAAGUCCAUCAUUACUUUUCAUACUAAAAAGCCUAAAUUAAAUUAUUAAUCUAAACUGUCAUAUACCUUCCUUCUGAAAUUCCAUUGCAUGCUUUAAAAGAAAUGAAAUAAUUGAACUAAUGAGCUAGUUUUAUGCAGAGCCUGUUCUAUUAAAGAGAUUUCAGAGCAAACAGCUAAAACUACACAGGCGACUGCGUCUGUUACAUAAUCUCACUUGUACAGCACUUGUUUAUCUGAUUUAUCAAAUGUGCAUUCUAUGGGCCUGAUUCUUCAUUGCCCUGCAUCUUGUAUAGUCCUUUCCAUCAGUACAAAAUUGGUGUAAAACACAACCAUUAUAAUCUGGUAGUGUUUUACACUCAUGUUACACUGAUAUAAAUGACUAUCCACAGUGCAAAGCAUCAGGUGCGAUACCUUUUUUCUCCUUUAAGCAAAUAUGAUCUACUUUAGGAACCAGUAACUAGUUCCUUAAAUAAACAGGUUUCAGAGUAGCAGCCGUGUUAGUCUGUAUCCGCAAAAAGAAAAGGAGGACUUGUGGCACCUUAGAGACUAACAUUUAUUUGAGCAUAAGCUUUCGUGAGCUACAGCUCACUUCAUCGGAUGCAAAGAAACAAAGAAGACACACGAUAGAACUCACACAGCACUGAGUCCUAACCUUACAGGACGGGCAAUAUGUGUAAUUAAGUAAUGCGGUAUUGAAGGGCAAAUAAAUGUUCAGGAUGAAAUACUUGAUUCUACAGUGUACAUUAUAGAGAAGAAGUGGUAAUUCCUUUGCUGCUAAAGUAUGCUUUUACAGUACAUUAUGCAAUUGCUACUAUCUCAGCAACAGUAAGGUCCAGUGUCAUUACUGCCUUGGGUAUGAUUUUGCUGCAUAUAACAAAGUAAUUUUUCUUUAAUAAUUCUUCUAGAAUGAAACAAAUUGAGUUAAUUUCUUUUCCAUGUGUGAAAAGCACAAACUUGUGAUCUAUAUGUAAAUAAACUAUGAUAAGAUGAAUGUAAAUUCAGAAAGAAUACACUAUUUUUGCAUGACAACAGACCACUUAAAGAUGUGUUGAUGUCUCACAGAAAACUUUAAAAAACAUUUUGAGGGGCAAUUCUAUCUAAAUUCUGCAUUUCUCUUGUUCUGUUGUUAUAAGGGAAUGGAUAUAUGAAAACAGGAUCUUUGUUGCUUUUUGGAGUUCUCCUGUGCCUCUUUUCCUAGGGUUCCAUUUCUGCAAGAGGUAGAGUAUCUAUUGUCAGCUGUUAAGCUGUCUUUGCUCCUGUUUGGAAAUUGAGGGCACUCAGCAUUCAUUUUGGAGAAGGUACUAAAGCACUAUCAGGCCCAUGUUCCUUAAUUAAAAAAUUAUUACUGGCGUAAACGGGCACAACUCCACUGACUCCAAUGAAAUUAUGUAUUACACCCGCAGUAAUUUAGGCCAAGCGAGUGUCUGUGAAUCACAAUUAGUUGCUAUAAUUAUGAUGUCACACAGAUCAUUGUAUUUUAAAAUAAAGAAUUAACAAGAGGAGAUUAAUUUUUAAGGAAUAAGCUCCCAGAUGAAAUUCUGGCCCCACUGAAAUCAAUGGGAGUUUUAACACUAACUUCAGUGAAGCCAGGAUUUCAUUCCUAUCUUUAAGCCAAAGCCUUUAACAUUCAACAGAGAGGGGAGAACACCAGAAAAUUGUACCUAAGUGGAACUGUUCCUAAAUAGAAUGUUUUCCAUGAGACAUCAGAGCCUCUUUAAACCCUGCACUUUAAUAUACCAUUUUGUUAUGCAUUUAAAAAAACGUAACUGCAACAAACACACAAAUAAAUCAGACAUUUUCCUAACUGUUGCUUAUUCGAUUUUCAACUGAAAUGAAGGGAUUAAAAUCUAUUACUUAUAAAUAUGUGUAAAAAGGCAUCUUAACUGUAGCAAAAGAUUUUUCAGUUUGGGUAUAUUAGCAUGUAUAUCAAAAAUAUAAAAAGCAUCUAUGUAAACUUUUGUAAAGAACUAAACUGUCACAUUUCUCAAAAUUGCUCAUAAAAUAUUCUUGUGCAUUGAUUUACAAUAAAAUCUUUUAUAAAAUCUUAUUCCAACACUCUGUCCACAUGAUCAGAAAACAGUCAUUCAGAAUGUGUGCCUACACUAAACAUACGGAAAAAAACCAGUGAGCAAAGGAAUAUUGGAACCUGAGAUCAAUGUUAGCAAUCUUUAAUGAACUGGUUGUUUCAAAUUUCUCUGAAGAUGGCCAUACAGCAGCCUUUCUGUAAUGGUUUCAGCUCACUGUUGUUUUAAAACAAACAAAAAAAUAACCAAAUGUGUAAGCUUGUUUAAUAGAAUUAACUACUGGGAAUGCAUAGUAUUUUUUCAGAACUUGUGCUUAAAACAAUAAAGUUUCAAAUUAUUCA
Molecule: messenger RNA, 7714 nt
Organism: Chelonia mydas (Green sea turtle)
Lineage: Eukaryota; Metazoa; Chordata; Testudines; Cheloniidae
Gene: ACSL6
Product: acyl-CoA synthetase long chain family member 6
Exons: 22
Coding region: 488-2584 (698 amino acids)
Biological process (GO): very long-chain fatty acid metabolic process; long-chain fatty-acyl-CoA biosynthetic process; long-chain fatty acid metabolic process
Cellular component (GO): endoplasmic reticulum; membrane
Molecular function (GO): arachidonate-CoA ligase activity
Source: RefSeq, a predicted model, not a curated record